Messenger RNA from Limulus polyphemus (Atlantic horseshoe crab), 4341 nucleotides. RefSeq names its product transmembrane protein 41A-A-like. Bases 362 to 1093 code for a protein of 243 amino acids. Lineage: Eukaryota; Metazoa; Arthropoda; Merostomata; Xiphosura; Limulidae. The transcript is spliced from 7 exons. The record is from RefSeq and is a predicted model, not a curated record.
CUAUAGAAACUUUUAAUCACCAUUGAGAGUCGUGUUGUAUUUUAUCUGCUGAGAAUGUUUAUAAUGAUUUCUUUCAAAUCACAUCAUAUGAAUUAAGUAGUACGUUUUCAUAAUUUGAAUUAUAAACUUUUUUCACAUCUUUGUGUGAUGUUUACUUUUAUGGUAGAACCUCAAACGUUUGAUCAGAGUUACUGAUACCUGUGAAAAAACUGAGUCAUAAGAAAUUCUCAUGCUAGGCAGAAGUUUUUUUCCAUUGCUCAGUGUUGAACCUGAUGCUUCUUGUACACCAGGCAUGUGUUCAACCAACUGAGUUACUGAAUUUCAAGAUUUCAACUAGAAACAUCUUGCAAAAGAAGUCAUCAUGGCAUCGGUAUGGUUGUUACCAGUCAUUUUUAUUCUUGCAAGUGUAUGGUUGUAUCUUUGCACAGUUUGGUCACCAAACAUCCGUGGAGAGUCUCAUAGUGGUGAACUGAAAUUUCCAAGUACCUUUGAAGACCUCCAAAAAAUUGCUCCUUUACUUCAGCAGUAUCAUCGCACCAAUAGUACCUUUGUCGUCCUAUUAUUUUGCUCUGCUUACCUUUAUAAGCAGACAUUUGCUAUUCCUGGAUCAGUAUUUUUGAAUUGUCUAGCUGGUGCACUCUUUGGAAUAUGGUUUGGUUUUCCCAUCACAUGUUUAUUGACAGCUGUUGGUGCUUCUUGCUGCUAUUUGUUAUCCAAGUAUUGUGGAAAAGAGCUUGUUCAUCAGUUUUUUCCAGAAAAAGUUGAAUUUCUUCAAAAUAAAGUUGAAGAAAAUAAGGAACGACUUCCAUAUUUCUUACUCUUUCUACGGUUGUUUCCAAUGACGCCAAACUGGUUUUUAAACAUGGCAUCUCCUAUUGUCAACAUUCCUCUACACCUAUUCUUUCUGUCUGUAUUUUUUGGCCUUAUGCCCUACAACUACACCUGUGUCCAGACAGGAGCUCUUCUUUCACAGAUCCAAUCUUUAGAUGAUGUUUACAGUACUGCCACAAUAUUGAAACUAGCCUGCAUAGCUGCUGUAGUGUUAAUCCCAGGUUUGCUAGUAAGAAAAUCUAAACCCACCAAAACUCUCUGAAAACAAAAAAUUGCAGAACCGCUGAGUGAAAGUGGUGAAUUGUAUUGCUCAGUCACUGGAUUUUAUAAAAGAUAAAUGCAAUUUUUUUGAGUAACUCGGAACAAAGUUUUAACACUUUGUGGUUUGAUAGCAUGUCAACAGGUUUUUUGAAUAGCACUGAGAAGUUGUAUGUUAUAUUUAUGGUAGAGGCAAACAGAUUUUAAAAUGAAAAUGAAGUUAUAUAACAAGAACUGUAUCCUUACUAUAUAAUGAAUUCCAGAAAUUACUGAUCUUCUUAUGAAACAGACCUGAAUGUGCAGAACUGUGAUGAUCUGUUGAACUAUGUUCACUUCUUAUGUUGAGGGAAGUAUCCAUUUAUAAUGUAUGUAAUAGUGUACAAAAACAUUAGGAAGAUAUAAGUGUAUCAUCUUUAAAAAUAAAACUAAUUUCAGUAAAUAUUUUAUUAAAUUUGGAAAAGUGUUCCAAAUAUACUUUUAAGUUUACCAAUUUUUGCACAAUUAUGUGAAAGAAGAGAAACUAAUGCCUUGAACUAUUAUAUUAUUAAAGUAAUAUGUAAUUUACCUGCUCCAUUUAUACUUUUUUUGUUGACGUAAAUAUAAGUGUAUAUUAACAAUAUCUAUUUAAGGUAAUAUUAUGCAGCCUAAAAUGCAUUGUUCUUAAAUUAUUCAUAUUUAAGAGUGUGUGUUUUCAAAUACAAAGUGGUUAAUGAUAAGUAUGGCACAAUGAAUGCUAGUAACAUUGUUCAGAUAGUCAUGCACAAGAAUAUUGUGAGUACUGUUGACUCUUAAGAAGUAGUUCCAGUUAUAUCUCAAUGUUAAAGGCUGUUUAAAAAACCCACACUAUCUCGAGCCAUAAUAGCACCUUAAAAACAUUCACUUUUAGUUAACCAGUACAUAUUCAGGCCUGUACGUAGAAUGUUUGAAAGGGUGUUCUAAUUUGUGAGAUCAAAAGCCAACACAAAGCAUGCUAAUGCUAUGGGGGAAUGUGAUUAUUUUAAGCCAAGAAAUGUUAAUACUUAACCAGAAGAACAUAGACUAUGUAGGAAAUGUUAUAAGCAGCUGCACUAAAACUAUAUAAGCAUAAUAUUUUACACCACAAAAAUAGGGGGUUUGACUGAUCCCUCCCCCUGUGUAUGUGUGUGAUAUUAUUAGAUUCUUUGUGGUCAAACUCUCGUCACCCUUUCAAUCACAAAAUUCAUACCAAUGUUUCUAAUUUGUUUUAUUGAUUAUUGUAUCGAAUAUAGUUUUGUAUUGAGUUUACAAAAUAACAAAGAUAAAAAUUUUUUUUGAGGGGGAAUAUUUUAGUUUUCAAAUGUCUUAAAAACAUUUGCAGAACCUUAAAUAAUAUUGUCUUGUAUGUGGAUUAAGUUUAAUGUGAGAAUGUUGAUUUUAUUUGAGAUUUUAUUCAUUUUUAUUUCUUAUAUAUAUAUAUAUAUAUAUAUAUAUAUGCCAUGAGUAUGUUAUGUAUAUGUAUUCAAGUCAACUUUUUCAUAAUAGUUCAUGCUCAAUUAUAAAAUUAAAGGGUUUAAAGAAAUCUGUUGGCCAUGUUUUGGUUAGAGAAUUCUGUGUUUUCAAGCGUGCCCAGUUUUUAAUACAUUUGUGAAUUUUAUUUUGACACUCAUUUGAGUAAUUUAUCUGAAAACAAUUUUUAAGAGUUACAGCAAAUGUUCAUGUAUUUAUAUAUAAGUAACAGUUGGGUGGUUCAUUGUCUUUAUAUUUUUUUGAUAUGGUGGGGGACGUUUUAUUUCAUUGUUUUUUUGAACAGUUACUAUUUCCACUUUACUCAGUUUAAAAAUGUAAUUAAGCCAAAAUUUGAAAUGCAUCACAUCCAUUUAAAGCCCUCUUCAUUGGAUUUGUUCAUUAAUUUUCUAUUUAAAAGCUAUCAAAUUUUCUUUUAGCAGUUCCACUCACAAUAGUUAUGUUUUAAUAAUAUUGACACAAUGUUUCCUUAUGGUUUUAGCAGGAUGACAUUUUGCUUGAAAAAUUGUACAAGGUUGUGUUUAUUAUAAGUGAUUGUUUCCUUGUGUGUCAACUGGACAACUUCCUGUUUGUUUUUUCUCUAGACUUACUGCCAUGUAAAACUAAUAGAAUAUUUUUAUUGAAAAAACUGUCCUUUAUGUGAAUCCAUAGUUUUACUAUGAAAUCAAGUGCAAAUAAUUCAUUCCAGGCAAAAAACACCUUAGAAAGACACUGAACAAUUAUACCCAAAUGUAUCCAUGCAGUCAUGGGUAUGAAAGACAGUCUGCAUUUUUUAUAUAGUUUUCUGAAGUGAUUCUGACAUCCACACAUGCACAUCUCUAUAGAUUCAACUGUUAUCAUGUGCAGAAGAUGAAGCAAACCUUGCCUGUGACCUGGUCAUUUGAUGUCAAACUGUAAUAUGCAUUUAACAUCUGUUUAUAGAGGUACCAAAUGUUCAAAAGAAUAUUAAUAAACUUGUCCAUCAAUGAUUUAUGAAGAGAAAAUUAGUAGACAUGAAUGUUGCUCAAAAUGACUGGGUAGAAGAAAAGAAAUACUUCUCUAAAGAAUUUUCUGGUGAUGCCUUCUAAUUGUAUGUGUGAUGCAUGCAUUUUCUAUGUUUCUUCAUUCAAAAACUGACUGAUCUAUACAUGUAUGUUACAUGCUCUAUUUUUUUUUCUAAAAGAUUAACUCUAAUUUUGAUGGGUGUUUACAGAAUUAGUGGAUCACUAAUUUUAUGGUCCAGAUGUAGCCGAGUCUAUUUUUCAAAAUGGACUUGAACAUGAAGCAUGCAAGUUCAUUUACUAUAAACCUGUUUGUGGUUCAGUUAUUCUUUUCUGACAAACAAUUGGGUGUGAAAUGUCGGACUUCUGAUUGUAGGAAAACAGGCAAAUUAUUAUUUGCACAUUGAAGUGUAUAAUAACUGAACCAAGGGUCAAUUAUGCCCUUUUUCUGAUCCUUUAAAAAUAAACAUGAAGCCUAAUCUAUUAUUCAAUCCACGAUAUGCCACAGAGCUAUACCGGUGUAGGGGAAUACCACCACUCAUCAGUAACCUUUAAUAAGGGCAAAUUGAAAAAAUAUUCUUUUAAUCCUAUAUAAAUAUGGAUUCACUGGUGAGUAAAAAUGCAAGUAAGCACACCAUAUAUAUAUAUAUAUAUAUAUAUGUGUGUGUGUCCCCUUAAGAACUGUAAGCAUUACAGUGAAAAUUUAUUCCUAAGUCAAAUUUUCAUUUUGAUCUAUGCUUGAAAAUAUUUGUUUAUUGUACUUUAGUUUUUAUUGAGAAAUUUAUAAAUA